Messenger RNA from Klebsormidium nitens, 3113 nucleotides. The record is from the annotation of a GenBank genome assembly. Lineage: Eukaryota; Viridiplantae; Streptophyta; Klebsormidiophyceae; Klebsormidiales; Klebsormidiaceae.
CACCACAGUCAGAGAAUUGGCACACAGGCGAAGAGGGAGGAGAAAGGCGCACUUUUCUACCCUGCGCUCGGGCGUCCACUUGUCUUCUGCUUGGUCCUUGUCAGGUAGUUGUACAUAGCAGUGGCGCUGUCAGACGGUGGCGGUGCUUUAAGGUAGUCACGGCGGCCCACAUCCAUCAUGUGAUUGCGUUGUCUUGACCCUUAUGUUGGGUGGUUUGAGGAGUGAAUGGGUUUAGCCCGGUACGCGGGGCAGCGAGCAUGGGAAAGUGACCAGGUUUUGUAGAAAUGCUUGAGCAGUUUUAGCCAACGCACGGGAGUUGUCAAUUGUCAUCACCUUGUGGUUAGUAAAAUGGAACCUGUUACAGUUGUGUGGUUUAGGAGAGAUUUGCGGUUGGAGGACAACCCAGCCCUGAUAUCAGCGGCACGGAUGGGUACAGUGGUUCCUGUGUUCAUCUGGGCACCUGAGGAAGAGGGGCAGUUUCAACCAGGCAGGUGCUCGCGUUGGUGGUUAAAGCAGAGUUUGUUGCACCUGGAUGUGACUCUGCAGAAAAUGGGGGCGCCGCUCAUACUCAGGAGGUGUGCAGACAGCGCUACAAUGCUGCUGGAUAUUGUGAAAGAGACAGGAGCAACGCAGGUCUUCUACAACCAUCUGUAUGACCCGGUCUCCCUAGUCCGCGACCACAGAGUGAAGCAGAGCCUUGUACAACACGGUGUCGUUGUCCACACAUUCAACGCAGACCUUCUGUACGAGCCCUGGGAAGUGUACGAUGAGCAGGGGCAUCCGUUCACGGUGUUUGAGAACUACUGGAAUAAGUGCUUGAACAUGCCGUUCGAGCCAGACGCGCCGCUGCUGGCGCCAAAGAAGCUGAGCGGGAUUGAGAUUGAAGUCCCCAGCUUGUCCCUGGAUGGCAUUGGCCUGGAGGACCCUCUCGAGGCGAGCAGCAACUCUCUGCUGGCACGGGCAUGGGCCCCUGGCUGGAGCAACGCAGACCGUGCGCUGGAGUCGUUCCUCAGGGGGGCGCUCGCUUCGUAUGCAACUGCCAGGACCAAGACUGACACUACCACAACCAGCCUGCUUUCGCCUCACUUACACUUUGGGGAGCUGAGCGUGCGCAAGAUCUUCCACGAGAGCCGCAAGCUGCAGCUGCUCUGGAGCCGCGAUGGUGCCAGCGUCGCGGUGACUAGCGUGGACCUUUUUCUGCGCUCCAUCGGGCUGCGCGAGUACUCGCGCUACCUCAGCUUCAACUUCCCCUUCACGCACGAGCGGUCUCUGCUGGCCAAUCUCAAGUCGUUCCCCUGGGCCAUCGACGAGAAGGCGUUCAAGGCCUGGCGCCAGGGGCGCACCGGGUACCCCUUGGUCGAUGCCGGCAUGCGGGAGCUUUGGGCGACCGGCUGGCUGCACAACAAGAUACGGGUGGUCGCCUCCAGCUUCUGCGUCAAGUUCCUGCAGCUCCCGUGGCGGUGGGGCAUGAAGUAUUUCUGGGACACGUUACUGGACGCGGAUCUUGAGAGUGACGUCCUUGGCUGGCAGUACAUCUCUGGCAGCCUGCCGGACGGCCACGAGCUUGAUCGGAUGGAGAACCCGCAUGUUGAGGGCUACAAGUACGACCCCGAGGGCGAGUACGUCCGCCGGUGGCUCCCCGAGCUGUCCCGGCUGCCCACCGAGUGGGUGCACCACCCCUGGGAUGCGCCCAGUAACGUCCUCCGGGCGGCCGGUGUGGAGCUCGGGUCAAACUACCCCCAGCCCAUCGUCGAUGUCGAGGCCGCGCGGGAACGCCUGGCCGCGUCGCUGUCGGCAAUGUGGGCGAGCGAGGCGGCGCUCAAGGCGGGGGGCUUGGAGGAGGGGCUUGGGGAGACCCCGGCAGUGGCGGUCGGAGCAGGCAUCUCCGGCUUUGGUCGCUCCAGCGCAGCGGGCAGCUCGCGGCGCGACCAAAUGGUCCCCGACAUGGCGCCCGCGCCGAGUCUGGCCGCAGAAGAAGCGGCGGCGCACAUCUUGGGUCACCAGGAGGCUUAUCAGCACGAGCUUUCUUCCCCCACUCCUCCAGAGAGGCUUGACGCCAGCUCGGCCGAGCGGCCAGUCGAUCAAGCGCAGCCCCUGCCGGGCUUCCGAGAAUUGAAUCAGGACGGUGCGGGCCUCAUGCGGGAGCCCCAGCUGCCCCUCCGGCGAGGCUCCGAGAGCGACAUUCUUUCCACCGCCGAGUCAUCGUCCUACCCGCGCCCCAGCGAAGGGGGCGCGAACGCCCCCAAGGUGCCAGACCCGAAAAAUAGCUGGCCGUACGCAAGUCCCGAUCUGGCCUCGGGUUUACAGGCUGCCGCGGAUGCAGCUAGGGCCCAAACUUACACAGGGAUCCCCUUCAAUAAAAAGCACCUGCUCGAACUACAGGAUGGCACGCCGCUGGAAGAUCCCUUGAUGAAGCGAUCCCGAAUGCGACAGAUGGCAAGCCCACCAAUCCAAGGAGGGCGUUGAGCGAGGCAGGUUGUAGAGUUUAGUUGCGUCUUAUUUUCUUUGGAACUAGAAGUCAAGGACGGGGGAGAGAUAUGGCACAUGUUUUCUUUUGACCAAAGCUACAAGCGGAGCUUGCAAUCAGCCUAGCGUUUGUUUCUAGGUGUCUCGAUUAGUUGGCAUGCAUGUAAGGCGCAGGGGUAAGUGGGUGCUUGGUUGAGCAUCAACCAGUAGCAUUCUCAAGCAUACCGUUGAUUUAGUUGAGCCUCGGGGGAUCUGCAUGCGACUUCCAAAACAGCGUGAAAAACUGUGCUUAAUAGUUUAUCAGCCCGUAGAAGGUAGAUGGGCUAAAGAAACGGGAAUGUUUGGGUCGUAAAGUUGGAAGCUGGUCAAGCAGGUUGUUCGUUGACAGUUCCAAAGCUGCUGCUUUUCACCACGUUGUGGUCCUUCAAAAAUCAAAAAUCAACGUGCAAGAUUAGAACUUCGUACGGUGUCUGGUUUGGAGAGGUACGAUGGUACGCAUGAAGUCCGAUGCGUUAGAGGGGGCCGAACUCAGGGUAUGUGUCGAGUCAACAAAGUGACAGCCAUGAUCUUUGGCCUCUUUGACAAAAACGUCAAUGUUAUGCUCGAAUUGAAAGUGGACGGUCUGGUAAGGUCGCCCAUGAGCCGCC